AUGGCAACAGAUACACCUGUGCCCAGUCACUACGAGGGCGUAUUGGAGAAGCAUUUUUGCCCCAUCGUCUUCCUCCUCAACUCGCACACUCCAGACAACCUCGACGCGGCAACGGUCGCCCAUCUUCUCCGUCCCUUCUUCAGAAAGGACGACUACUAUGUCGUCAAUGUCUCCAGUGUCGGAAACCCGAUCGGGAUUCUGAGAGAGGCGAAAAAAUCCUUAUCGAGUGAAGCGUCAUUGCAGGCUGCUGCGGCCUCGCUGCAAGACCGCCUUAGCGCUGCCGUGCAGAGCGCACUAACCAACAUCGCCACAACACGACGGGAAGCACAGCAGGCGGCGCUGCAAGCAAUGGAGGCGCAGCUGUCCGCCUUGCAAGCAGACUACAUGGAGGAUGGCCUGUCCGCGGAAGAGGCGCUGGCCGCAGCGCAUGCCGAGCUACAAGAGCGUUCCGAGUCAGAGGACGAGGACAGCUACUCGAGCGCCGGUGAGCGUCUUCCGCCAGCUGUGUGUGUGGUAAACGCACCUUUGCUGCCCGCAGCUGUAGCCCGACUGGCAUGCGACGUGGCCAGCUUGGCUGCCGUAGUGCUGCUGGACUCGCCGUGCAGUGUGCGCGAGUUGGUCUCCGUUGCUGGCACUGGCGGUCGCAAAAGCAGCGCCAGCGUCCCCGCGUCGAACACCGCGAAUGACCGGGCGAAGGGGCGCGGCUCAGGUGCCGGUGCCGCAGCCUCCUCGUCCUCUUCCGCAAGCAAGCAGCACCACUUCUCCGCAACGGCGGGCGGUAGUGCGGAAGAUCUGCUGGCGGCCCUUGGCCGAGCCGCACUUGCGCAACCAGACGACAGCGCCUUUCAGGAGGUUUUGCUGCAGCACGUGCCUUAUCCGACGGAGAGCUCGAACAUCACAGGCGCCAGCCCGGAAUCCCCCGCUGCCUUGCGUCCUGCCGUUCCGGCGGCGCAGUUUUUAUCCACUCUACACGCACUCCUGCUGCGCAUUUUUUCCUGCUGGGUGCGGUACGACGCGUGGCGAGCGAGACGAUGUCUCGUGCAGGUGCCAGCCUACACACCUCUAAUCGAUGCCGAAGCGGCGUUGUCUGCGGCGGCAGGCGAAGACGCCUUGGCUGCUGCAGCGGCCGCGGAGCAACGCCCCAACAGGCACAAGAGCGGCGGCCCCGGGGGGCAUGAGGACAGCGUUUCCUUGCCGACCUCAGCCAAGCCCCCCACCACGACGCUGCACCCGUGCACCAUGGCGCAAGUUGCUGCCGAGCAGUUUGAGUACACAGCGUGCAUGCAGCGCUGGAUGCGCUGCCCCUCUCACGAGAGCACCGACAAUGUGCUUGCGGCCGGGGAGGCGGUGCAAGCGUGCCUUAAGGGCUGCCUGUGUCAGGUGGCCUCAUUGAAGGGCUCGUCUACGCUACGCACCUCGGCCGACACCUCUGCAGCGCAGCUUGGUGAGGAUAUCGCGGACGCCUGUGCCAGGUGCCGCGUCGCAGUCGCGGUGUCCUCUGGUGCGUCAUUGCGGCCUGCGAAGGACAGUGUUGCAGCGGCUUGCCCGGACAAGGGAGCAACCACUUGCGGUGCGACGCCCGUCUCCGCUGCGGCGUCCGCCGGACUCACUGCCGAUUCCGUUGAGGAGGCCCUCGCGCACAUUGUCACGGAGGAGGUCGGAUCGACUGCGUUGCCGAGCAUCACGACAGCGCUGAUUACAACUGCCGGCGAUGGAGACGCGCUGCACUGGAUGCGCGACGCGUUGCUGGCGCGUGACCAACAUGGAUGGCACACUGCCGUGCAGAGGUGGGGGAGAACCGCUGUGUACUGUCUGCAUCAGCAGACUGACGCCAUUGGUGCACCACGCACCCAACACACUGCGCACCUCCUCGACAGCCCCACCACCUUCCCUCGCUUCUUUCGUGAAGAGGAGUUCCUUGAGGCGGAGGGCCGCUACUAUGCACCGUCGUCAUUGAGCGAUGAUACGGAGGAGGAGUCGGACUCAUCGUCUGAGGAGACGGCGUCGGACUCGAGUGGCGACGACACCGCUAGCGCUGCGGAGGGCGCGGCCACGAAGAUGGUGCCCGCAGUCGCUCGUGAGACGCCCCCUGCGUGCCCUACAGUCGACCACGUAGAUGUCGUGAGCCAGCACCUGCGCCGGCGGCGUGUGCUGGAGCAGGUGCGCUUGUCCCACGCUCGGCCUCCUGUGCAAGAGCUCUUGGGCUGCGGUACGCCAUGCCGCACCGUGGUCACAGAGACGCAGUGGAUGCGGGCAGCCGACGGCACGCUCGUGGAGGUGGCGCGAACCGCUGCGAACAGUGCACAGAUGCGAUGUACGAUCGUCGACGCUGGCCUGCAUCUCGAAGCUGGGUUCAUGCUGGACUGCCCGCCGUCGACUGUCGACGACUUCGCGAAAGCGACGGCUGCAGACGCGCGUGCUAGUGGGUCGCUGCCAGAGCCGCUCCUCGCAUCGGCAGUCCGCGGCUUUGUGUCGCUGGGACGCGAGCUUCGUGUCAUCACAGAGGUGGUCGCAGACAACGCACAGGCCGUGGCCCAGGGCGCCUACGCUGCCGCUGUCGCCGCCGCCAAGGAGGCUGCCGUCACCCAAUACGAGGCGCAGUUCAGACGCGUCGGAAAGACCUCCAAAUCGCGCGACGAGGCCAAAGCGGCCACUCAGCUCACUUUGGAGCAAAUCACCCAAACACUGCUGGAUGCACUCCCGUCACCUCCGCCUCCACCGCCCCCGGAGAGCGGCGACGGGAAAGCCGCUGCAGCGCGAAUAGUCAUGCGGGUGCACGCCUGCUUCCUUAUGCACGACUGCGUCAUGACGGCCGCCACGUCGAAGGCUGGGGUUCCAGGGGUUCAGCUCCGAUGCCUGACGCCCAGCCAGCACACUACACACCUUCCACGGCGCAGACUCCUCACCGUGCAGCUGUGGAACGAAGGCGUGGUGAGCGCUGUCACAGUCACCCACCUGCAAGCUGUCGACGUCUAUCUCGACGGCGUGGUGGAGGUGCACUCGCCCGAUCUCCCAACUGGCGUGCGCCUGCUGCUCUACAAGAAUGGCAGCUAUGUUACAGUCGCAGGUCGGUGCCAGCUGGUCGUCUCCCCCGACGGCCGCGUCACCCGCUACGAGAACGGCGAAGGUGGACGUCUUGUGCAUAAACUGCAGCACGGGCGUGCAACUGCAGUCAGCGCGCCAGCCGUACAUCGCGUGGAGCGGGAAGAUGGAGUGCAGCUGGAGGUGAUAGAGCCCAGCGGCGCAGACGACCAUGGGCAGGCAAGCUUAGUACCUUGCAGCCUGGGCCAUGUUCGCCGCAUCCGCCUUGGCACUGGGGUGGUGGUGGAACAGGGCGACACGGACGGCAUGUGGUCGUGGAGAUUCGUUGGGCUGCCAGCCGUGUACUGUGACGUCACGGCCUACGAGAUCGCCGUAGCGAUCGACAAAGGCGAGUGCGACCGCUUCGCAUACCAGCCACGCACCGACUCCUUCUCUCUCUUCGUGAACGACAGCAAGACGGCGGGCGCUAGGGUGGCCGCCGAUGUGGCAAUGAGCAGCUGUCGCAUAUCUGUCUUCACGCAAGGCUGCGAUUUGUCCACCGCACGUGCCGACCAGGGAGGCUGCACCGGCGUUUUUGCGGUGGAUUGUGCCUACGGCGGCGUCUACGGACGUGUGGGUGCCGACCAUGUGUACCGCGUUUCGCCGUUCGGGCGGUGCUCUGAGGAGGUCGAGCACGGUGGCGAUCUGCGCUAUCGCCAGUUAGUGCUGCCAGAGUGCUACAAGAGACCAAAGAAGACGGCAGAGGUGUUAUUGCUGCCAGAGUAUGCGAGCCCCAGCUUUCGUCGCGCCGUCGCUGGCGAUGGCGGCGAUCUGACCACAGUGCCGAGCGGAGACCACGUGGAUGCACUUCACCUGCAAGCGUUACCGCUGCUUUUGCCCAAGGAGCCUGCGCGCAUCUCCGCGAGUACGGCGGCGUCCCCCUAUAGGGCGUUGGCUGUUCAGCAUCCCGCCACAUGUGUGCCACUCCAGGUGCGCUGCAUCGCGUUGCAGGAAGACGGCUCGCAGGUCACGGUACUUGAUGCAGCGUCCUGGCUGGAGUGGGUGAUGUGGUGGCAGCGCCACAGCACUUGGGCCCCCCAAUACUCUUCGCCGACGCCAACAGAGGCACUCCGCGAGGGCGCGCCGCCGGCGCGCCCCUUCAGACUCAUCAGAGCUUUUCGGGCACGGCAGGCGUUUGUGCCUCUCACUGAACCCGGCGCAGAAAACGUGCUGGCGGAGGCGUCUGUGGUCCAGGAAUGCGUGCUGCUGCUGCUGCCUUCCCGUGAGGCUGCCUCGGCGCCGUCUUGGUGUGCUGCUGGUGGUCUUGCGCUGACUAGUGCCGUGAGCGGCGUCACUGGCGCCGCCGGUGAGGAAGACACUGCAGCCGCGGCAGCGGUAACCGAGGCAGCUGUGCCGUUGGACGCGGCACCAGUCUCCCCUAUCGUGGCGCGUGAGGAAGAGCAGGCGCCCAACGCGGUACUCACGGACGCUCACUGCGUGACAGGAUUGCCUGCUGCAGCAGGCCGGCGCGGUGGCUCGCUGAACUACUGGACAUCCGCGCUGUGCCCGCAGGCGCUGCAGCCCUCUCGGGACAGCCCCAGCACUGAGAACAGGGUCGCAAUGCCAACGGCACGGGCGCACGCGGCGACCCCGUCGGCCGAUGCGGCCACGUCCGAAGCCCCGGCGCCACCGUCGCCGGCAGUACCAGCAGCUGUGCCGAAGAAGAUGUCCUCUUCGCAGUCGUCGCAGGUUCCUCUGAUGCACUCGUAUCAUCCUGCGGCGGACGAGCUCACUGGCACCAACGCCUCUUCUCGAUUUCACACUCCACUGCUGGAGGUGCAUCCGAGGAGGGUGGAAUUCGGCAAUGUGCUUCCUCUGCGCAGGUACGUGACGACGGUGAGGUUGACCAACGCUUCGACGGUACCGUGUCGCUACCGUGUCCGCGUCGGCGCGGUGGUGCGUCCUUUCCUCUCCGUCUCCUACUCGCGUCAGUUUGUGGCGCCUGGUAUCACGACAGAGAUGCACGUUGAGCUGUCUGGCGGCCAGCCUUACGGCGUGAUGGAUUCCGAAAUCUGUAUUGUGCACGAAGGCGGUACAGUGGAGGUGAGCGUGUGGUGGUGCACGACUGACGAGGCGGAUACAGCGCGUCUGGGCGACGGCGUAACGUGCGCUGGCUGGACGGUGCACAAACCGGCGAUUCAACAUCCACGCGUGCCUGAACAGGAGACAGAGCCGACCGAUGAUAGGAGCACGCUCUCCGACACCAAUGUGGCACUAGACGUGCGCACCGCGUAG
Messenger RNA from Leishmania major strain Friedlin, 5316 nucleotides. RefSeq lists its product as hypothetical. The coding region runs from base 1 to 5316 and encodes 1771 amino acids. NCBI's taxonomy places the organism in Eukaryota, Euglenozoa, Kinetoplastea, Trypanosomatida, Trypanosomatidae. The record is from RefSeq and is a predicted model, not a curated record. The transcript has a single exon.